Molecule: messenger RNA, 2928 nt
Organism: Penicillium verhagenii
Lineage: Eukaryota; Fungi; Ascomycota; Eurotiomycetes; Eurotiales; Aspergillaceae
Exons: 1
Coding region: 1-2928 (975 amino acids)
Source: RefSeq, a predicted model, not a curated record
AUGGCCGACACACUUCGACCUUAUCACGCACGAUGUCCGCCCCUUCGGCAGGCCCGGGGGACGGUACUUAAUACUAUAAUGGAGGAACCUCGCGAGUCACAGAAGAGCCCACCACAGCAGAAACCGUUAAUCAGCCCAAAGUUGACAUUAAAGACCACUGGAUUAGCAGUACCGACUCACGCUCGCCUUGCUCGACUGAUGUCACCUCUUUCGGCGGGUACGGUUUCUUCAUGCUGCUCGGAUAUGGAAUGGCAACAACAGAUGAAAGGAUUUGACGACCUUUACGACGCGACAGAUGAGGAAGAUAUGGAUGAUGAUAACUCGACAGAUAUCAGUUCUUCGUGUUUCUCUCCUGUAACACGACCAUCGAGCCUGAUUACGCCAGUUACAAGAAGUUCAUAUGCCUCGACUGGAAGCCGCAGAAAAUCGCUUACGCUCGAGAUCCCUCCAUCCAGCGUCUGGCCCUCAAUUACUGGAUGUCACAAGAGCUCACCAGUCCCGCCAACGCCUCCUCCGAAGAUUCCUGUUUCUCCCUUAGCACUUUCAAUGCUGAGUCGAGCUUUACCUACAUCCUUUGCCCCUCCUUCCCUGGAUGGAAGUAUUUCAUCGGAUCAAGAAUCAAACCUCAGUGCCCUCGCUACUCCUGAUACGCACUCUCUUCCCGACUGGGAUGCAAUGGAUAUUCACGUUCGACCCGAUAUGGAGGGAAGCGAGGACGAACUGGAUAAUGCGAAUGCAGAUCUCGAGAACAUCCCAAUUACCAUCGAGACUCCGGAAGAUGUUGACUGGCGCAACGUCUUGGGAAGCUUCCCACAAAUCCCCACAACCCUUCAGAGCUUCGAUCAGCCCUCCCGUGAACCAACCCCUUCCGACCAGGGUGUCUUCCUUCCUGAUGGUGCUCUGGCGAUGCUCCAUCACAUUCAGCUCGAUGGUGCACCGGAGUCUUGGUCAGAGACUUCUGGUAGCAACGACGAGAUGUGGCAACUUCAGGCACCCCCGAGUCGUCCUCGUAGUGCAGAUGAGGCCACUCCUGCAUCGGCGAUGUCCAACUACAGCUUCAGUGAACUAAGCAUUCCGUCCCCUGGUGGGUUUUUUGCUUCGCUCGCUCCACGUGCACGCCAUACUUGGUCCAUGGCCCCUUCCAACUUGCCACCGUCUUCAGCGGUUGCCGAGGGAUUUUACAAUCUGCCAUGGCGUCGAGAUGACGAAGAGGUUAUCGAACAGGUUAUCGAUUGGCCUCAACGCUCAGAAGACGAUGACCCUGUCACUGCAGUACGGGAUGAGCAAGGGCCCCCGACUGCCAUCCGGCUUCCGUGUGAUACUCCAACACAACCAGAUACUCGACAGGACAGCCCAAUGAGUGCAAACUUUGAGGCAGUUCAAGAGAUCCCCCGUUCUGAAAAUGUCCCCGAAUACGACGAAGGUUAUGACCAAGACCUACAAGAUCGUGCAGCCGAUAGCCUUGAUCGAACCAGCGUCUGGCUCUCUGCUCAAGCUACCUACAUGUCGGCCUUAAGUGAAACCAAUCCGGUCAACGAGAUGGACAUUGGAAUUGCCUCCGAAGUGGAGGAAGAAGAGCCGACAUUGGAGUUGGAAGAAAAUCCAGUCAGGAAAGCAGUUCGCUUCGUUGAAGGAUACCCAGCACCUAGCAGUCCUUUGCCUCCGCUACCUCCGGUGCUUGCUAGCAAAGAUCCAAUUUACUGGCGCGGAUUCCAGUCGAUCCGUGAGCGUGCUGACAAGCCUGAUGGCUUCUUGCAUCGUAACAUGCGUUAUGACGCUGUCCAAUCAUUCCGUCUUGGACUGCUUGAAAACCAUAUCAACUGUCUCACUGGAAAGUACGAACUUGUCUUCCCCGAGCGACCUUCCUACAAGGGGCCUUUCUCAAAGGCACCUCGAAACUCGACUAUCGCUUCAGUUCUUGCCGAGAAGGCUCAAUUCUCCAAGCUUGAGAAGGAACAACUCGUUCUCGCUCAGCUCUGCGAGCCGAUGUGGGCAAUGGAAUCACUCCGCAAUCUCAAUGGUGGCAAGCUACUCACAAGUCCCGCUGAGAAGCGCAUUGCUCGCACAAACAAGGCCAGCAAAAGCCAAGACCAACCUAAGCAGUCAAUGCGUAUCCUUGACCUUGGUGGCCAGUCAUCAUGUGAAUGGGCAUGGCACGUCGCUCAGGAGUACCCGAAUGUCACGGUGUAUUCUGUCAACGACAAGACUCAAAUUGUCAAUAGCGCGAUCAAGGGACCAUCAAACCACUGCGUGGUAUCUGUCGACAAUCUUUGGGAACUCCCUUUCGGCGCGAAAAAAUUCGACGUGAUCACUACACGCUCCCUACACGCCCUCCUCAAGACCGAGUGCCCCGUUGGCUUUGAUCGCGACGAAUACGACCUCGUUCUCAAGGAGUGCAUUCGUUGCCUGAAGCCAGGCGGCUUCUUCGAGUACAUGCUCCUUGACGCUGAAAUCUCCCGCGCGGGCGCUCAAUCGACAAGCUCAUCAUCUGAGUUCAUCUCCAACCUGCGCGCACACGGCUACGACCCAGCAGCUUCAAAAAGCUUCCUUGGCCGUUUGCGCAAAUCUGGUUUUGUGGGGAUCAAGCGUGCCUGGAUGUUCUUACCCGUAGGCAUGGAGCCAAUCGAAGAGCAGCCGCUUCGGGAAACACCCGCACCUCGAGUGCAAAGCUUGAUUGAAGAGUACGAGGCUGUGCAGGGUCCCAUUGGCAGCACAGGGGAUGUUGCCAGCAUUUCGGGAUUACUUGGUGGAUGGAUGUGGGAACAGUGGCUUGUUAAGUUGCGGAUCGAGAUGGGUCAAGAACGGGGUCAGUUGCUUGAGGGUGUUGGGGCGAUUUUUGAUGAGGGACGGAAGAACGGAGCGGGCUGGACGUGUUUGUCUGGUUGGGCCAUGAAGCCGAAGCAUACGAGAGACUGUGCCUGGAUUUGA